Porites lobata is the source of this 594-nucleotide messenger RNA. The record is from the annotation of a GenBank genome assembly. Lineage: Eukaryota; Metazoa; Cnidaria; Anthozoa; Scleractinia; Poritidae.
AUGGAAGAUUUUCUGAGUUUAUGCAGCGACGCUGGAAUAGAAACUGAGAAAACAUUAGCCCAAGUCAAAGAGAAAUGGAGGUCUUUGUUCGACAAAUACAAAGCUGUCAAAGAUAACAACAACAAAACGGAAAGGGAUCGUAGGACCUUUCAGUUUUACGAUGAGAUCGAUGAGUUCAUGUCAGGGUCCGACAAAGGAAACCCGAAAUUUGUCAAGGAAACGCGAGUAAUGCAAGUGAGGCCAAAGGAUUCCCCGACAAGUUCCGAUAGUGGGAGCAGUGACGCGUCAGCUACUGUCACUAUUGCUGAUCCAACAACGGCCGCUGUUGGGGAAAAGCCAAAUGAGAAAGAUGAUUCACCCAGUCAACCAAAAAAAAAGAAGAAGAAGAGAGCAAGCCUUGAAGGAAAGGAGGCAGAGAGUACCAUUCUCAAUCUCAUGGAGGCACAACAAGCAGCCAUCGAGAAAGCAGACGAGAAAGACGAACGGAUGUUCGAGGCUUUGUUAAAAUCCCAAAGCGACUCUCAACAUAGACACCUGGAAUUUACUCUUUCUGCCCUGGGGAAACUGGGCGAGAUUUUCUCUUCGAAAAAAUAA